GACACUGGAGAGCAGCUGAUGGUCCCCAUGGAUGUUCUGGAAGAGGGAAACGAGGGAGCCUGGUGGAAGUUCCUGCUCUCGGGAGCCAUGGCUGGGGCAGUGUCUCGCACUGGCACAGCCCCUCUGGACCGUGCCAAGGUGUAUAUGCAGGUCUACUCCUCCAAGUCGAACUUCAUGAACCUGCUGGGGGGGCUACGGAGCAUGGUCCAAGAGGGGGGCUUCCGCUCCCUAUGGCGAGGCAAUGGUAUCAAUGUACUCAAGAUCGCCCCUGAGUAUGCCAUCAAGUUCUCCGUCUUCGAACAGUGUAAGAAUUACUUCUGUGGAGCGCAUGGGUCCCCACCCUUUCAAGAACGUCUCAUUGCUGGCUCCCUGGCUGUGGCCACCUCCCAGACGCUCAUCAACCCCAUGGAGGUGCUAAAGACACGGCUGACCCUGCGCCGGACGGGCCAGUACAAGGGGCUGGUGGACUGUGCCAGGCAGAUCCUGGAGCGGGAGGGCACCCGCGCCCUCUACCGUGGCUACCUGCCCAAUAUGCUUGGCAUCAUCCCUUACGCCUGCACCGACCUGGCCGUCUAUGAGAUGCUCAGGUGCUUCUGGCUGAAGUCAGGCAAGGACAUGGAGGACCCGAGUGGCCUGGUCAGUCUGUCGUCUGUGACGCUGUCCACGACCUGUGGCCAGAUGGCCAGUUACCCUCUGACUUUGGUGCGCACCAGGAUGCAGGCUCAAGACACCGUGGAGUGUUCGAACCCCACCAUGUGCGGAGUCUUCCAGGGGAUCCUGGCCCAGCAGGGCUGGAGGGGGCUAUACCGAGGCAUGACCCCCACCUUACUGAAGGUGUUGCCGGCUGGAGGCAUCAGCCACAUGGUAUAUGAAGCCAUGAAGAAGACCCUGGGAAUAUAGGCAGUGAGCUAAGCGAUACACUUGGGCAGAAAUGGACAAGGAGCCCCCCAGGCUCUGGUCCCAGGGCAGUUUUUGUCAGUACUAGCAGGCUGGGGGCCUGGAUCAGAAGAUGCCUGGGGCCCCCUCCCCAGGAUGCAGCCUGGGACAAGUUUGGACUCCUAGUGGUCUGUCCUGGCUCCAGGGUGAAAUGGUGAAUGUGGAAUAAACCUGGAAUAAAGA
Molecule: messenger RNA, 1119 nt
Organism: Rhinolophus ferrumequinum (greater horseshoe bat)
Lineage: Eukaryota; Metazoa; Chordata; Mammalia; Chiroptera; Rhinolophidae
Gene: SLC25A41
Product: solute carrier family 25 member 41
Exons: 6
Coding region: 19-900 (293 amino acids)
Biological process (GO): transmembrane transport
Cellular component (GO): mitochondrial inner membrane
Molecular function (GO): ATP transmembrane transporter activity
Source: RefSeq, a predicted model, not a curated record